AUGAAUCAAUCGCAGGCACAACAGAAACCAGCCAUAACUACAAUUCGAGGCUUCCAAACUCCUGCCGUUUCGGGCGAUGAAGAUUCUGAUUAUGGCUGCAAUACUCCAGCACGAUAUAACCCCAAGAUCGGUGAUGUUGUCAGCGCAAACUGCAGCCCUUCAUUGAAACCGUUCAAAUCCCCAGGAAUUGGUGGCAUUAGCAGAUUAAAGCUACAACUCGAUACUCUUAACUUGGAGAAUGAAUCCAGAGCAAACUCCAUGGUGCGCAGCCGCCCUCAAUCGCAACCGCAAAGCAGCACGGCCACGACGUCCGAUGACUUGAGCGAUGAUGAACGAUCCGACAGCACAACGUAUGAGAUACCCUUGGAACAUGAUUUCGUUAGCGAAAGUGUGCGGGCACAACCCAUGUUCGGUGCAAUUGAAGGAGGAUUGAUUCAGGAUACUAUUGCGAGAAAGAUGGCUGCAGACGACUUUGAACCUUUACGAUGUUUAGGUAAGGGAACAUUCGGGACUGUCAUUUUGGUCAAGCAACGUACAACCGGGACAUUAUUCGCUCAAAAACAAUUCAAGAAGGCAUCCUUGACGGUCCAUAAAAGAUUGGUGGAGCAGACAAGGACGGAGAGAAGCAUUCUUGAAAGUGUAAAUCGUCAUCCCUUCGUCGUCAAAUUGUUUUACGCCUUCCAGGACCACGAAAAAUUGUACUUGAUUUUAGAAUACGCGCAAGGCGGAGAGUUAUUUACCCACCUUGCCCAAGAACGUAUGUUCUCCGAAGAAGUCGCAUCAUUUUACAUGGCAGAGAUGGUUUUGGCCCUGGAGCAUCUUCAUCGCAAUCUUGGGGUUGUCUACCGCGAUCUCAAACCGGAAAACUGUUUGUUGGAUGCCGAAGGUCAUUUACUUCUCACCGAUUUCGGACUAAGCAAGGUAGCUGUGGACGAAAACGAUAAAUGCGGCUCUUUGUUGGGUACUGUUGAAUAUAUGGCACCUGAAAUCAUCCUUGGACAAAAGUAUGGAAUGGCCGUGGAUUGGUGGUCUUUUGGUGCUCUUGGGUUCGAUUUAUUGACUGGCAGUCCACCAUUCCAAGGUCAAAACAAUAAAGUAAUUCAGGACCGGAUCACGAAGCAAAAGCUUGCUAUGCCUUACUUUUUGGGACCCGAUGCCAAAGAUUUGUUGACCCGCCUUCUUCGUAAGGAACCCAACAAGAGACUCGGAUCUCAUAUGCCUAAGGACAUGGCCAUUAUCAAGAAACAUCGAUUCUUCCGUCGUAUAGAUUGGCAGAAGCUUGCAAAGAGAGAAGUUGAUGCACCAAUUCAACCAUUCAUAACAGAUCCAGAACUCGCGGAGAACUUUGCGGAAGAUUUCACGGAGCUCUCUUUGAGUCCUGUAGUUACUAGUCACAAUGGCGUACCAUGGAGCGCGACUUCUGCGAACGAGAAUGACCCCUUUGGUGGAUUUAGUUAUGUUGCAAGUCAGAGCUUAUUGGAUUCGAAUGGAUUCUUGGAGAUGCAUCAAAAAAAAGUGAUUGCGUAA
Messenger RNA from Botrytis byssoidea, 1527 nucleotides. RefSeq lists its product as uncharacterized. Gene Ontology annotation, biological process: protein phosphorylation. Gene Ontology annotation, molecular function: ATP binding; protein serine/threonine kinase activity. The coding region runs from base 1 to 1527 and encodes 508 amino acids. The record is from RefSeq and is a predicted model, not a curated record. NCBI's taxonomy places the organism in Eukaryota, Fungi, Ascomycota, Leotiomycetes, Helotiales, Sclerotiniaceae. The transcript has a single exon.